AGGGUGUGAAGGCGGAGCUAACUAGUGAAACCGCGUCACCCAGAAGUUUCAACUUCUUGCUCUCACUAGCGUUCGUAAGACUCUGGGGAGGUGGCACGGGAAGGGUGAUCGCCCAUUCAAUGGAAUGCAGAUGUCCCUUUAAGGUUUGCCUCUCUCUCAGUGGACUUUAGCCUAAACACGGACUGGAAGCUUGCUUUAUUUGUACAUGAGCACAGACUCUGGGAAUCAGCCAGUUGCAAUUUCAAAGACCGAGAAAGAAAAGGGAGGGGCGAUGUGGCAAUUCAUCUUGGAUGUGAAAAGUGUGGAGAGGACUUAGAGGCAUUUGCCGAAAACACAGGAAAUCACCCCUCGGCGGCUGCUGCCACUGCUGCUGCUGCUGCUGCCACUGCUGCUGCCUCCGCUGCUUGGAGAGCUGGCGGAGAAGCUCAAAGGCAGCGAGCGCUCCGGCCACAGUUCGCUCAGGGCAGACUGCAACGCGUCCCAACUGAGACUCGGAGCCCUAGGGAGCCUGCCCUGCCUCUCUUGCCCUUGCCAAGCUGGUCAUGGCCCGCCAGCGCUGCAUCAGCCCAGGUGUCGCUGUCGCAUGCUGGUUGCUUACCGUGGUCUUGGACUUCUGUGUACCCUUCAACGUGGAUGUGAAAAAUGCAAUGACCUUCAGUGGCCCAGUGGAGGACAUGUUUGGAUACACAGUUCAACAAUAUGAAAAUGAAGAAGGCAAAUGGGUGCUUAUUGGUUCCCCACUGGUUGGUCAACCCAAGAACAGAACUGGUGAUGUUUAUAAGUGUCCAGUAGGGCGAGGAGAGUCAUUGCCAUGCAUAAAAUUGGAUCUCCCAGUUUAUACGUCAAUUCCGAAUGUCACGGAAGUAAAGGAGAACAUGACGUUUGGAUCUACUUUAGUCACUAACCCAAAAGGCGGGUUUCUGGCUUGUGGGCCUUUGUAUGCUUACAGAUGUGGACAUUCACAUUAUACAACUGGCAUCUGUUCAGAUGUUGAUUCCAAAUUUCAGGUUGUGAACUCCAUUGCACCAUCUGUUCAAGGAUGCAGUACCCAACUGGACAUUGUCAUAGUGCUGGAUGGUUCUAACAGUAUUUACCCCUGGACAAGUGUUAUAGAUUUUUUAAACAGUUUACUUGGGAAAAUGGACAUUGGUCCCAAGCAGACACAGGUUGGAAUUGUACAGUAUAGUGAAAAUGUGACCCAUGAAUUUAAUCUCAAUAAGUAUACAACAACUGAAGAAGUGCUCAAUGCAGCUAACCAGAUAGAGCAGAGGCAAGGGCGCCAAACAAUGACGGCUCUGGGAAUAGAUACAGCAAGAAAAGAGGCCUUCACUAAAGCCAGGGGUGCUCGAAGUGGGGUUAAGAAAGUCAUGGUGAUUGUGACUGAUGGAGAAUCCCACGACAACCAUCGGCUGAAUAAAGUCAUCCAGGACUGUGAAGAUGAAGACAUCCAGAGAUUUGCCAUAGCUAUUCUUGGCCACUAUAACCGAGGGAAUUUGAGCACUGAGAAAUUUGUGGAAGAAAUAAAAUCAAUUGCAAGUGAGCCUACUGAAAAGCAUUUCUUCAAUGUCUCUGAUGAAUUUGCACUAGUCACCAUUGCUGAAGGCUUGGGAGAAAGAAUAUUUGCCUUGGAAGCCACGACUGACUUGUCAGCAGCCUCAUUUGAGAUGGAAAUGUCCCAGACUGGCUUUAGUGCUCAUUAUUCACAGGACUGGGUUAUGCUUGGAGCUGUAGGAGCCUAUGACUGGAACGGAACAGUAGUCAUGCAGAAAGACAGCCAAAUUAUAAUCCCAUCAAAUGACUCCUUUAAUGUUGAGUCUACUAAGAAAAAUGAACCACUUGCUUCCUAUUUAGGUUAUAUGGUCAACUCUGCUACUACUCCUGGAGAUGUGAUCUACAUUGCUGGGCAGCCCCGCUAUAAUCACACAGGUCAAGUCAUUACCUAUACGAUGGAAAGCCAAGAAAUCAAGAUUCUCCAAACCCUCAGUGGAGAACAAAUUGGUUCCUACUUUGGCAGUGUUUUAACAACAAUUGAUGUUGAUAAAGACUCCUUCACUGACAUCCUUCUGGUUGGUGCUCCCAUGUAUAUGGGAACAGAGAAAGAGGAACAAGGAAAAGUGUAUGUGUACACUUUAAAUCAGACAAGGUUUGAAUAUCAGAUGAGCCUGGAGCCUAUUAAGCAAACUUGCUGUUCGUCCCUGAAGCACGAUUCUUGCAAGAAGAAAAACAAAAAUGAGCCAUGUGGGGCUCGUUUUGGAACAGCUAUUGCUUCUGUGAAGGACCUCAACCUUGACGGAUUUAAUGAUGUAGUGAUUGGCGCUCCUUUAGAAGAUGAUCAUGGAGGGGCCGUGUACAUUUAUCAUGGAAGUGGCAGGACCAUAAAGAAAGAAUAUGCACAACGUAUUCCAUCAGGUGGAGAUGGAGAAACACUGAAAUUUUUUGGCCAGUCUAUACAUGGAGAAAUGGAUUUAAAUGGAGAUGGACUGACUGAUGUGACCAUCGGAGGCCUUGGUGGUGCUGCCCUCUUCUGGUCUCGAGAUGUAGCUGAAGUUAAAGUUACCAUGACUUUUGCACCCAAUAAAGUAAACAUUCAAAAGAAAAACUGCAAGAUGGAAGGGAAGGAAACCGUAUGCAUAAAUGCUACCAUGUGUUUUAAUGUCAAACUAAAGUCAAAAGAAGACACAAUUUAUGCAGCUGAUCUACAAUACCGAGUUACAUUAGACUCAGUAAGACAGAUAUCACGAAGUUUCUUCUCUGGAACGCAAGAAAGAAAGAUUCAAAAAAACAUCACAGUCCAUGGAUCAGAAUGUACUAAACAUUACUUCUACAUGUUGGAUAAGCAUGACUUUCGGGAUUCAGUGAAGGUAUCAUUGGAUUUUAAUCUUUCAGAUCCAGAAAAUGGGCCUGUGCUUGAUGGUGAUCUGCCUAACUCAGUACAUGAAUAUAUUCCCUUUGCAAAAGAUUGUGGAAACAAGGAAAAAUGCAUCUCAGAUCUGGCCCUGACUGCAACAACAACAGGAAAAGACUUACUCAUUGUUAAGUCCCACAGUGAUAAAUUCAACGUGAGCCUGACCAUCAGGAAUAAAAAGGACAGUGCCUACAAUACCAGAGCCAUUGUCCAGGCCUCUCCAAAUGUCAUUUUUUCGGGAAUUGAGGGUAUUCAAAAAGACAGCUGUGAAUCCAAUCAGAAUAUCACAUGUAAAGUUGGCUAUCCUUUCCUAAAAAGAGGAGAAGAGAUAUCUUUCAAAAUAUUAUUUCAGUUCAAUACAUCCUAUCUUAUGGAAACUGUGGCCAUUCACAUAAGUGUAACAAGUGAUAGUGAAGAACCUCUGGAGACCCUUUCUGAUAAUGAAAUGGGUAUUUCUAUUCCAGUAAAAUAUGAAGCUGGACUCCAGUUUUCCAGCUCCGCAAGUGAAUAUCACAUUUCAAUUUCGGCCAACGAUACAGUUCCUGACGUUAUUAAUUCUACCAGUGACAUUGGAAAUGAAAUCAACGUUUUCUACUUGAUACGAAAAAGUGGACAUAUCCCCAUGCCAGAGCUUAAGCUGAAAAUUUCAUUCCCCAACUUAACAUCAGAUGAAUAUCCUGUACUCUACCUCAUUGGAUGGUCAUCUUCUGAUAAUGUAAACUGCAGACCAACUAGCCUUCAAGAUCCUUUCAACAUCAACUUUGGAAAGAAAAUGGUACCAAAAUCUGGAGAACUCAAGCGAGGCACCAUUUUGAACUGCAAUACCUGCAAAUCUGCAACCAUUAUUUGUAAUCUGAUCCCUUCUGAUGUAAGUCAAGUAAAUGUAACAUUCCUCUUGUGGAAGUCAACAUUCAUAAAAGCAAGUUUUUCCAGUUUAAACCUUACUGUAAAGGCAGAACUUCAUAGUGAAAACUCAUCACUGGUGUUAAGUAGUGUUAAUCAGAAAAGAGAGCUGGCUAUUCAAAUAUCAAAAGAUCUUAUACCUGGCCAAGUGCCAUUAUGGGUGAUCCUUCUGAGUGCUUUUGCAGGAUUCCUGCUAUUGAUGCUCCUUAUAUUAGUAUUAUGGAAGAUUGGAUUCUUCAAAAGACCACUAAAGAAGAAGAUGGAAAAAUGAAAUUUCAUGCCAGAGGAAAAAAAUUGCAAUUGUUCAAUGAUCUGUCCUCAGGCUUGCUUCAAAUUUGUGACCAGAAAAAGUCUAAAUGUAAUUAUCAUCUACAGGGUCACAUACCUUUGUUCCAUCAAGGAUUUAAUCACCUAGCGGAGAAAAAAAAAACAACAGAUCAAGAAUGAACCCAAAAGACAACCAUAAAUUUACAUUUGUAAAAUAUCAAGAAAUAUUUUAAAACAAUUACUCAUUUUUGCUGAGUAAUUGAAUGUAUGAUUACAAAAUGUUUUGAAUAGGAAGGACAACCUAUUCAAAUGUGAUUCAGGAAUGAAGGAAAAGAUGUUGUCAGGCUCACGGAAACAUGCUUUGUUUUGUUUUUUUGCUCCAGAAAAAUACAAGUUAGACUUUCUUUCUCUGAACCCAAUGCAAAUCUAGACUUUUAGAGUUUGAAAAUGCAUGUACAUGCCAGGAAAGGGCUGGCUUGCUAGGGUCACUUCCCAUCAUGCACAACUGAUCUCAAGGGAGAGGACGUUCUGUAACAUGGACUCAUGACACAGAGAAGACAAACACAGAAUGAAGCAGGGUCAUACAGCAGGUAGCCUUUAGGUCAAUUUCUGUGCAUGGAAAUAUUUCCCAGGCUGUCAAGAAAGCAAGGUGUCUCCGGCUGAAAUUCUAUCCUAAAUUGAGAAUGAUGCACCGCUAGAAGACAAGCACACUGAAUGGCUGGGUUUAUAAGCUUUCACAAGGCAUACUGACCUUGCAUUUUUGAGCUGUAAGAAUCAAUGUAAAACUUCAUGGUAGCGAAAGAAGCACUUAAAAACAAUUUUUAGUUUUAUGUGUACCUUUAAAAUGUGAUGUGAUUUAUUCCCAAAGAACACAGUGUGAGGGAUAUGCUGAAAUGAGUUCUCAAAAAUGGGAUGUAGUUGGCAAGUGACUAUGAAGUACCUGUUGCACCUUUAUGCAUCUGCUUUGAGUUUUGAGGGACCCUGAACUCCCAUUUUCUAAGGCAGCCCAAAGAAGGAGUUCUCUUAGGUCCUCGGUACAGGGUUGGUCCAAUCCAAAAACUAAGACAGGGUUUUUAUUUUAUUUUAUUUUUGUUUUUUAUUUUGUUUCUUGGGGUUUAUUUUUUCAAAUUCAUUUCUUUUAUUGUGUAAAAGACAAAAUUCCAUUUUAGAAUAAGACCACCAAAAAGUGUUUUCAGUGCAUGAGCUACAUAUAUGUGUGUGUAUAUAUCAAGUAACUACAUCACUAGAAAUAUAUUUAAAGCAUUUUUGUUUGAAAGCUGGCAACAAGAAGUCAUUGCUCCAUGUUUAUCUUCUUUUCUUUUAAAGCAAUUUUCCUAAGGCAAAUAGAGUUAACCAGAACACCAGCUGCCAUGGACAAUCCUUUUAUUUCCUGUCAGUAAUACCAAAUGAACAAAUGCACAGUAGUUGUAACAGUCAAUAAAGUAAUUUAGUAAGUGCCUACUGUGUGUCAGGCACUGUGCUAAGUGCUAAGAAUACAAAGGAAGGCAAAAGAUAGCUCCAGCUAUCAAGGGCUUACAGUCCAACAAGGAAACAAUAUGAAAACAACUAUGUACAAGAAAGUACAUUACAGGAUAAAUGGGAGAGAAUCAAUAGAGAGAAGGCACCAAUAUUAAGAAGGAUCAGGACAGGUUUCUAGCAGAAAAUAGGAUUUUAGCUAGAAUCUGAAGGAAGCCAGGAAGUAUAAAUAAGAAGGGAGAGUGUUCCAAGCAUGGGAAAAUGCCCAGAGACUGAAGAUAGAAUGUCUUGGGCAGGAACUGCAAGGAGGCCAUUAUCAUUGGACCACAGAGUAUGUAGGGAGAAGGGAGGACCAAAGUGUAAAAGACUGGAAAGGUAGGAGACCAGAUUGUGAAGGUCUUUGAAUGCCAAGAAUCAUUCUAUAUUUGAUUCUGGAGAUGAGAGCACUGGUGUUUAUUGAAUAAGGAGGUGACCUGGUCACAGUUACCCAUUAUGUGUGGACUAUACUGUUGCAAAGAACAUACAAGUUUUAAAACAGCUUUCCAGUUGUUACCACACCCCAUCUAGUGUGAUUUACUAGAAUAAAAACUCAAUCGACCAGAACUUAGUACCUAAAGAGGAGCUUCAGUUAACCAGCAUUUUUCUAUGGUCAUUUCUAAGGAAAAAUAAAGCAAAUAAGAAAAUAAGCCAAUAGCAGAGAUUACUAAAAAGCUUCAACUUCAAGAUGUUCCAAUUCAAAGUCAGCCCACUUUCCUAACAUUUCCAUAUCUAUACCUGUACUAUGAUUAAUAGUAAGAUUAAUUAUGUCCUCUAGUCUUCCCUUUCUUCACCCCUUAUGCACUUAUUAACACCUCCUCACUCUUGCUGCCCAUAGACACAAUACUUUCAUGGCACCUAAUCAUUGCUCCCAAACCUCCACCUUGUCAUUCCCUUCACGUAUGCCAUACUUUUACUCCAAGAUUACCACUUCCUAUUGAUUCCCUUUUGCUUAUCAAAAUUCAUAUUACUCAGUGUUCUGAUCUCAGCUAAUUCUUAGGCAGAAAUCAAACUGAUAGGGAUAAUUAGCCUCUCAGCCUCAGUUUCCUCAGCUUUAAAAUGAGGUGGUUGGACUAGAAGACUUCUAAGGUCUCUGUCUAGCACUAUAUCUAUGAUUCUAAUUCAUACUAAGGUGAUACUUCAACUUUCCCAUAGGGUGUUUGUGUUUUAAAAGAAAAUGCUUACUGAUCCACUGGAAGAAAGUUUCAGUGGUAGAAUUCCAGAUAAUAUGAAAAAUCCUAAGAGAAGUAUUUAGGAUCUAGAUAACUUCCUAGUGCCCUUCAAGUCAUACAAAGUAUGUGAUUACCUGUUCUUUCUACCCAGAAGUAGUUGCAACCCCAUUUUCAACCAUGGGGUGGAAACAAAAAGUAAUAUCUGUGUACUAAUAAGAACUUCCAUUUUUCCCAUGUUACUUCAUUAAAGCUUUAUUACAUAUAGAAUAUAUGUGCGUGUAUACACACACACACACACACACACACACACACACUAUUCAGAGUUGAGACAGGAACACAGGUCUUCUUAACUUCAAGGCCAGCUCUAUCCACUAUUAAAGUAAAUAAACAAUUAAGUAUGACAUUUUCAUAUUUAAAUACAAAAAAGGUAAAAAUGAAAAAAGGUUUUCUUUGCUCACUUUGCAUAUGAUCUCAAACUUCAUCAAUCCUUUGAUUUACUUUUACAAUAUGGCAGUUAUGUAAACAUUAAUUGAUUACACUUUGAAGUAUGACUAAAAAUUAAGUAGAGAAACAGCAAAAGUAGAUUCCUAAAAAGAUUUCCAUAUAGUCUGUUUACCUGCACAUUAUGUAUGUAUAUAUAGAUAUAUAUGUAUAUAUGUGUGUGUUUGUGUAUGUAUAUAAUAUAUAUAUACACAUAUGUGUGUAUACAUACAUAUAUAUGCAUUUAACUGAAGGACUAAGCAUAUUAAAAGUUGUGUGAGCAGACUGGCUAACAGAAUAUUUUAUUUUAAAAUGUUGCUAGUGUUUUUAUUCAACUGGUUGCCUUAGCUCCAUUUGUGGUUUGCUUUUCAAUUCCUUCCUCAUACCAUAAAUUUUAAACACACUUAAGAUUUAACUGCAUUGUACAAUAUUGACAAUAUUGUGUGUAUGGGACACAUUGCCAGAGCUCAAGUUCCAUAGACCCCAGGUUAUGACCUUAAGUUUGUGUUAAUACAAUUUCUGCACUUAACAAGAAAAAGAAGAGAUGGAAAAUAUAUCUGUGCAAUGUGACACAUAGCUUUCUAGGAUCUACAUGGCUUCAGAGACAUGACUGGGCAUCUGUGUGCCUUGCACAAAUGUCAUGAAAAAUAGAUGAUAACAAAUGCAAGUGUUCUUGGAAAACCACAACAAAUAUAGGAGGAGCUCACCUAGGGGAGAAAAUGAAAAAGAAAAAAUAUUUAUUAGGUGCUUACUAUAUAUAUUGAGCUAUAUACUAUAUAUUAAGCACUGGAGAUAUAAAUAGAAAAGCAAGAUAUCCCCUCUCUCAAGGAACUCACAUUCUAAUAAGGGGAAGGCAUGCAUUCAGGAAGUUUUCAGCUGCAAGUCAGAUGGUAACUUCCUAUUCUGAUUAAUUAUUUUUGUUAACUAGGUGAUAUGCUUGUUUUGAUUUUUUUUUCUGGCUACUGAUGGACUACUGCAAGUGUCUUCCAUUCCCUAUAAAUUUUAGUGUGCAGGGACAAAGUCAAGUCUCCUUGCCCUAAUUUUGGUUCUAAUAGCUACCAAGAAGAAAAACCAUUUGCCUGCCAUGUUCAAGUAUCUCAAGACUUGAUUAUUAUUUGAGAAGGGACAUCCUUGUACCCUGCCAAAGAGUUGUUAGUCAGUUUGGAUUUCUUUCUCAGUGUCCAAAACUAUCAAUUUCAUUCAGCAAACUAACUUCAUGGAAAAUACCACCUCCAAAUGUUCAAAUUUGUUGUGGAUGUGAAUGAAGAAGAAAGAUGCAGGAGAUACAAUGAAUUUUCAAAAAGAAUUCUAUAUUUGAGCUUGAAGAGGAAGAAAGAGGAACAGAAUUAUCCUCUUUUGCCUAAAUUUAGGUUUAAGCAUAGGCAGAGCAAAGAAAUGUUUGCUUAAAAAAAAAAGACCAGGUUGUGAGUUAGUAAAUUUGAGGUGGCACCAAGUGUCUUGAGCAGCCCUGUUUACAGUAUAUGCUCCCAAAUAUUUCUGAGGCCCACAUACCAUUUAUAGGACUGCUCUAAUAAGAUUCUUCACAGUGCUAGCUAGUGCCAGCCAGGCUUUGUCCUUUCUUUGUCUAAUACACUGUAAUCUGCUGCAUUUGAAUUUUAUGUGCAAAUAUAGCCAAAGUUAACAAACUAGUAAUGGCCAAACAGCAGAUCUAGUCUGUAUAUCUUUAUGAUUUUAAAAUAUGCUCUGAAAUAUGCACACUGUUUAAGAGGUAUGGGGCAGGGGGAACGGGAAGGGCUUAUUCUGACAGAUGAUUUUAUAGUAUUUUAUACAUUGUCCUUGUAUUUGUAACUGUUCCUCAUUCUAUACCCUCCCCAGCACACUCCUCUCUUGUCCCUUUUCCUCCACACCUCACCCCUCAAAGAGGUUUUCAAGGACUCGUGUUAUAAUAAAUCUAGGUCUAUUGAAUUUCAAUAAAAUGUGUAUUUUAUUUAAAUUAAAAA
Molecule: messenger RNA, 9200 nt
Organism: Phascolarctos cinereus (koala)
Lineage: Eukaryota; Metazoa; Chordata; Mammalia; Diprotodontia; Phascolarctidae
Gene: ITGA1
Product: integrin subunit alpha 1
Biological process (GO): cell adhesion mediated by integrin; integrin-mediated signaling pathway; cell-cell adhesion
Cellular component (GO): integrin complex; external side of plasma membrane
Molecular function (GO): integrin binding
Source: RefSeq, a predicted model, not a curated record